AUGACUACAGUGCCGCUAACAUCCAUUGCCUCCUGGGAUGAAGCAUUUGUCAACUAUUCGGUCCCAGAAAUCAGAAUCCUCAAUGAUGACCUGCGUGCUCUCGCAGCUGCAAAAAAGACACAGCUCCGCGACCUGGUCGGAAACAGGUACCGUGAUAUGCUAAAAACAGCAGACAUCAUCGUGUCCAUGGAUUCGGUUGUCGCGCAAACUGACACCGCGCUUUCGGGUCUCGUAACUCACGGAGGAAGCUCGUCUAUGGCAUGGGAAGCACAUGAACGUUGUUUUUCGCGCUUUGUUGACGCAAUAGUACCCGGAGGAGACUUGACCAUACGUAACAAUAACAACAAAUCGGGUUCUAUCCCAAGUCACGGUGCACGUCGCCAACAUCUUCAAGAUACCGCUGCUUCUCAGUUAUUAGCGGCCUCACUUUCAUUCAUAAAGCGCAGACUCAAUUCGCCAGAUCUUGGUUCAGAUGAUCACGGGUUUCUUGUCAUUGCUCGAAGCUUAGGUCUCGCGCAAAUGCUCAGCAAUAAGACCACCAAUCCCGAACUGCGACGCUUACACGCCCAAUUCGACGAAAUUCUCACUGCGUUAUUACUUGAUGGCCGUGGCUCCAGCGAUGUUGUUUCUUCAUCCACAUCAAAUACUCUGUUUUUGGCCUAUGCUCAUUUACACAGACUUGCACCAGCAGUUGUGCUCGAGCGUGUUUUAAAAGCCCGCUUAAAGUAUAUUGAAACUAAGCUUCGCGACUCUCCAGCUCCAACAAUCCUCCCGACUCUUUUGACUCUUGUUGCAUCAACUAUUGCCAUUGCUCAGCGUGCAUUUUCUAAAAACUCAGUUCCUCACGCAAUUCAAAAACAAACAGAUGUUUAUGCUCUUCUUGACGUCCCAGAACUUGCCGACGACAUUGAGCUCAAACUACCCAAGUACCGCGCUUGGUUACCUGAUGCUGUUCGCUCCGAGCGUGCUUUCCCAGAAGAGUGUCUUGAAGGAAUCACUCGGUCAACUAAAACUGCUCAGUAUCUUAAAAACCAGCUACACCAGUUUGCCAAUGGUGCUGUCGAAAUUUUUGAAAACCACGUCCCUAAACUUGUCUCCAACGUUUCUUCUCUCGAGUCUCUUGUAGAUCUCUACAAGUCUGUAUUUGAAGCAGCCCGUGAUACUGCAAGCAUCCGCAAUCUUUCAAGCACAGAUGGCAAGUCCUUUUACCGAGACGUUUUUGUUCCUGCUUGGACAAGCUCAUUCCACUCGGCAAUUGAAGCAGCUAUCACACAACUCCUUGCCCAAGAACCAGCACUUAGAUCCAUUCACUCAAAGCUUUUGAGAAGCGCAGACAAACAAAAUGCAACAAGUGUACAUACAGACUCACUUUUUUCUGCAGAUUUUGCGGCAGAUUUACUUGCCAGUCACCGCGGCUACGCAUAUGCAGAAUCGCUUUUCGGCGCUCUUGAAGAUUAUGCUUCAGGCUCACGAGGACUCAUUCGACCAGUCGCCCACGAGUAUCGCGACUGGCUGGCUACUGUGUCGGCAACCAAAGACCAUGUCGAUGCAUUUGGCAAACUCAAAACACACCUUGCACUGUCGUUUGGAAUAGACCUCGAUGGCGGGGUUGACGAUUUUGAUGAUGAUGACAUGGGUGACGCGUGGCGGACAGACGAGCGCGAAAGCAUAACAAAAAUUCACGAGGCUGCUGCGCGUCAUGUUGCGCAAACACUUGCUGCAGUCCAUGAGGACAUGCUGUCUGAAGUGCGCUCGCUCCUAUCAAAAACUGGGCCAUGUGUUGGUGCCAUUUUGGUCCUCAUUCGAUCUACGCUACUUUUUGCCCGUGACUUUGAAACUGUUCCAGAUACGGACGCGUCUGCAGUUUCUGCCCGGCACAAGGCUGUUGAUGAACUGUCACUUGAAUUGUUUGUGCAUUUGGCAAAUGCGCUUGCUUCAAAGUCCCAAGUUCCAGCCUUAAAAGUCAAAGAGCACAUCAUGGCCGACUCCGGGCUUUGGGCAGACCCCAGUGUGCCUGAUGGCCCGUCGUUAGGAACACUGCGGUACCUGACCGAGCUUGUUGAUAGAAUCAGUGGAGAUGUUGGGCGUGAUGCGCUUGUUUGGGGUCAUGAGGAAGGCGCCAAGGUUGUUCGAAAGGCCGUUGGUGAAGCCAUCUUGGAACGACUACAGGAGGUUUACGAGGAGAUUCAAAAGGUUAAAGAAGAGCCCAAAGAAGAAACCCAGGAGGAACCCAAAGAAGGACCCAAAGAGGAACCCCAGGAGGAAUCCAAAGAGGAAUCCAAAGAGGAAUCCAAAGAGGAAUCCAAAGAGGAAUCCAAAGAGGAAUCUAAAGAGGAGCACAAAGAAGAACCUAAAACAGAAUCUCAAGAGCCUGAAUCUCAAGAAUCAGAAUCGACUAAAUCUGAGAGCAAAGAAUCAGAAACUUUGGCUGAGACCUCGGAGCCUUCUUCUUCUUCUUCUUCUUCCUUCUCGCAAAAUUUCUUGGAACAACGAACUCAAGCUUUACUCCAACUUACAGCAGAUACAUAUUAUGUAGCUGCACUGUUUGACAUACCAGCCGAUUCAGGAACGGCGGCCGCGUGUCUUGCUGCCUUAGCACAAGACGCCCGUGCCGGGCCCGGGGUCUCCACAAACAUCACCGACAUAGCUCGCUACGCGCAUGAACAAGUGACCCGUACAAGGGUCCUGUACCUGCCUCUUGCUCUGUAA
Messenger RNA from Magnusiomyces paraingens, 2709 nucleotides. RefSeq lists its product as uncharacterized. Gene Ontology annotation, cellular component: COG complex; Golgi apparatus. NCBI's taxonomy places the organism in Eukaryota, Fungi, Ascomycota, Dipodascomycetes, Dipodascales, Dipodascaceae. The coding region runs from base 1 to 2709 and encodes 902 amino acids. The transcript has a single exon. The record is from RefSeq and is a predicted model, not a curated record. Gene Ontology annotation, biological process: intra-Golgi vesicle-mediated transport.